This is a messenger RNA of Eucalyptus grandis, 853 nucleotides long. RefSeq names its product non-specific lipid transfer protein GPI-anchored 8. The transcript is spliced from 3 exons. The record is from RefSeq and is a predicted model, not a curated record. NCBI's taxonomy places the organism in Eukaryota, Viridiplantae, Streptophyta, Magnoliopsida, Myrtales, Myrtaceae. The coding region runs from base 128 to 595 and encodes 155 amino acids.
UCAUAACAGCUAACGACCAACAACCUCCCAACCCACGUUCCCCCCUUCCAUUACAAGAACCUCCCCCACCGCCCUCCGCCUCUGUCCACCACCGAAAGACAAACGCCAGAGAAGAGAACUCAGAGAAAUGGCUCGUUGCCGCCGCCACCCAAUACCGACGUCGGUGCUCGCAGCGACCGUGAUCGCCGUGGCCCUCACGAGCAUCCUCGGGAGCAGCCUCGUGUCGGCGGCAGAUUCGACGAUGAGCUGCAUCAACAGGCUGGUGCCAUGCUACCAGUACCUGAACUCGACCGCGAAGCCGCCGGCGAGCUGCUGCAACCCGCUCAAGGCGGACGUGGCGGCGACCAUCCACUGCCUCUGCAACAUGUACGGCACCCCGGGCAUGCUCCAAAAGUACAACAUCAACGUCACGCAGGUCCUCCGGAUCGGCCAGGGAUGCGGCAUCAAUUCCACCACCAGCGUCUGCAAAGAGAGCGCUCAGUCCCCAGCAUCUCCAGGCGCAACGAAUAUCAACAGCAACAGCGGCGCAAACAGAGUCUGGACAGGGAUUUCCUGGUUCCUCUUGUUGAUUUGGGCAUCGACGAUGCUUUAUUGAGACAUGCCGGAAGUAGGAAAUGACCGAGUUCGUUGGGCAUUUUAGUUCCCGGGAGCAUCACACAGAUUUUCCAAUCGGUCUCUUUGUCGCCCUUUGCUCAAACAUUGACUGUUUCAAUUAGUGUCGAUGAUGCUUUCUAAUUUAUUGAGACAUGCCGAAAGUUAGGAUAUGACUGAAUAAAUUGAUAUAUUCCGAUUUAUUGAUGUAUUUUAAGAUAGGAUAUUAUGACAUGUUUUAUUAUUGGGUUUUCUCGUUUUA